CGCCGCGGCGGAUCCGCUUUCGCUUUGCUGCCUGAGACCAUGGGCGCUCUCCUGAGUGGCGGCCAGGAUGGCCCGGAGCCCGCGCAGCCCCAGCCUCCGGCACCGCAGGGGCCGCAGCAGCCGCAGCCGGAACCAGGCCCGUGGGGGCCGCUGGACGACGUGCGCUUUCUAAUCGCCUGCACGUCCUGGUACUGACCCGGCUACCCUUGGCUGUGGGGCUUCCUGGGCCUGGCCUGGCUUUUGUCUCCUCUCCCCAUGGCUUCCUGUCUUAUUCCCUCACUCUGGGCAGAGAGUCAAGGAAGAUCCUGGAGACUGAAAGCCCCCUAGGACCACCUCAGGGGGACUGCUCCCCAACCUCAGACUCGUUCCCUUUUUCGCCAGCCCGUAAACCAGCCCGUACCCAAGCCU
This is a messenger RNA of Acomys russatus (golden spiny mouse), 408 nucleotides long. It is a transcript of the gene Mmp24os, whose product is annotated as MMP24 opposite strand. NCBI's taxonomy places the organism in Eukaryota, Metazoa, Chordata, Mammalia, Rodentia, Muridae. The record is from RefSeq and is a predicted model, not a curated record. The coding region runs from base 40 to 195 and encodes 51 amino acids. The transcript is spliced from 2 exons.